AGAAGCAUCCAUUCCGAUAUUCCAUCGAUCGAUCACGUCGCAAACACACACAGUACACACGCAAGCUACCUAGCGAUAGCAAUGGCGGCGGCGGCGAGAUGGUGGGUGGCGGCGGUGGUGGUGGCGGUGGCGGCGAUGGCGGGGGCGGCGAAGGGGGACUUCGCGGCGGACAAGGCGGAGUGCGCGGACAAGCUGAUGGCGCUGGCGACGUGCCUGACGUACGUGGAGGAGAAGGCGACGGCGAGGGCGCCGACGAGGGAUUGCUGCGCCGGGCUUGGGCAGGUGGUCGCCGGCAGCAAGAAGUGCCUGUGCGUGCUCGUCAAGGACCGCGACGAGCCGGCGCUGGGCUUCCGCAUCAACGUCACCCGCGCCAUGGACCUCCCCUCCGGCUGCUCCAUCGCCGCCACCUUCUCCGACUGCCCAAAGAUGCUGAACAUGUCGCCUGACUCCAAGGAGGCAGAGAUCUUCAAGCAGUACGCGAGGGAGCACGAGUCCAACAACGCCACCAAGCCUGCUCCUGCUGCCGCUGCUGCUGCCACCGGUAGCGCUGGCAAGGCGACGGCGGCGACCGGCGACGCCGGCGUGGGGCGGCGGCAACGCAGCUCGCUCGCCGCGCGUGCCGUGGCCGCGGCGGUGCUCGCCGCCGUAUUCGGCCUCACCGUCGCCUGACCCAACCCCCGGGGGAAGAUUUGACGGAUCAGCAAGAGACGGAGGAGGGGGGGGGGGGGGGGGGGGGAUAGAUCGAUCCGACCGUACGUCUUGCUUUGAGAUCCGUGCUGACGAGUGACGACCGUGCACCACAACCGCCGGCAAGGCCAGGACGACCCAGGUGUUGGAGGGCUUUCCUUUCCAGGCUGGGGGCUCUUUAAAUGUGACCAAGCAGAGAUUAUUAUUGAUUGUUUGUUUAGUUGCCUGUCUCAUCUUAUAUUUAAUCGAUGCUGGAAGCUUAGCUUGGCGUCGACCGUCGAGUUUGUACUGUCAGUUUCAUUUUUUUAAAAGAACUUUUGUCAGUUUGUCGUGGGUUAUGUUCAAGAGAUUGGAAGGGUGUGUAAUAGAAGUUGAUCGUGUGUCCUUUUUGAGAACUUCUCUUUGAUGGUAACAUGUUAAGCGUUUGAAGAAAUUCUAGUAGCGUUUGAAGCAGACCA
This is a messenger RNA of Oryza sativa Japonica Group (Japanese rice), 1145 nucleotides long. Its product is annotated as non-specific lipid transfer protein GPI-anchored 14. Gene Ontology annotation, molecular function: lipid binding. Lineage: Eukaryota; Viridiplantae; Streptophyta; Magnoliopsida; Poales; Poaceae. Gene Ontology annotation, biological process: lipid transport. The record is from RefSeq and is a predicted model, not a curated record.